AUGCCGACGCUGACCGACCUUCCCUUUAAGAUCCUUCUGAUAAUAUGGAGCUAUCUUGACAAGGAGCGAGAUAUGAACGCGCUCGUCCGAUCAUGCCAACUCCUUUACACUCAACUCAACUUCACGCUCUACCGCCACAACCUUGGCCAUGGCAGUUCCGCCGUCACCUGGGCCGCAGCAAAUUCCCAAUUCGACACGAUGCUCAGAUUAAUCGAGGCCGGCUAUGACCUGCACGACGACUCGAAUGAGAUCCGGGGCUCUCCCUCCCCACUUUGUGUUGCCGCCUACGCCGAACAAGAAACAAUGGUCGCGUGGCUGCUCCAUCAAGACGUCGACCCCAACACGUUCGACGAGCAAGGCUUGUCUCCUCUAGUGCUAGCAGGUGCCAUUGGGCACCUCGGGAUUGCGAAGCUGCUUGUGCGUGCGGACGCAGAUCUCGAAGGGUGCUCGUUGACAGGCUGGACGCCAUUUGCCGCGGCCGUUAAUAACGGGCAUGAGAAGGUUGCGGCGUAUCUGCUGGAACAGGGCGCCGUAUUGUUUCCUGCGUGUGAUACGGAGCCGGGGCUUAAUCCUCUUGUGAGGGCUGCGAGGGAGGGGCAUACUCGGCUCGUUGAGCUGAUUCUUGAAAGGAUGGCGGCGACGAUGGAAUCUGAUGAAAUUGCAGAUAUACUGCGCGCGCCUUAUUUGAUGAGCGAGGCGAUUUCGGAGGGGCACGCGGAGGUGGUCAAGUUACUGAUCGCUGCCGGCGCCCCAGUCACCCACGAGUCAACAGGCCAAAGCCCACCGCUGUCCUGGGCCAUGUAUAAAAAUAAAUCCGAGAUCGCCAAGAUCCUGUUGGAUAGUGGCGCCUCCUUGGAUAUCAACAUUGAUCGCGGCACCCCGCUGUGGUGGGCCGCGUCCCACGGUUAUACGGAGAUGGCUCGGCUAAUCCUCGCGCACGGUGCGCCAGUCGACUAUGUGGAUAGGGGUGAGCGUGCACUCUGGGUCGCUGCAAAGAACGGCUACACUGAGACCGUCGCGCUGCUUCUCGAGGCUGCCGCUGAUGUCGAAGCAACGGGGCAGUCCGGCAUGACCCCGUUGCACAUCGCAUCAACCAUGGGACAGGACAAGGUCGUGGCUCUUCUUCUUGCACAUGGGGCUUCGCCACAAACCGCUAGCCGACUGCUCACGCCAGGGCCCCCGCCGCCCAUGUCUGCACCGCUCGUCGAGAAUGCGUUGACGGCGGCUGCUCGACACGGCCAUUUGGAAGUGGCCCGUCUGCUCCUGGAGGCGGGUGUCGACACGGAAGCUAGACUACUCCCAACAGAUACUCCGUUAUUCCUGGCAGCCUCGGGUGGUCAUGUGGCUGUUAUCAAGCUAUUGCUAGAAAAGGGGGCAGACCUUAGCUACAGGAGCAAGCAUGGCUACACCGUCCUCUCUUGUGCCGCACAACGCGGACAUCCCAAAGCCAUCCUUGCCCUGCUUGAGCACUGCAAGUCACGUCUUACCAGCCAGCACUAUAGCGACUUGAUCGAUGCUGCAGAUAACUACAACCGCACGCCGUUAUUCUUUGCAACUCUCCAUGGGCACGCCGAUGUCGUCCGGGUCCUGCUUGCCGGCGGUAGCAGCGCGGUAGACACCCCUUCUGAUUCCGCGCGGACGCCCCGGUCCAUCGCAGCCGCAAACAAUGAGUUUGUUCCCUCUGAUUCGUCCCUGAAUCCUAUGGUUGAGGACAUAUGGCACAGUCUCUCUGGCCCAACACCGACAACAGUGGACGGAGAAGGGGAGCCGGAUAGUAUAGGAGGUGCAUUGAACUUAGUAGAUCCACUCGGUGUGCUGCAGGAUUUCUGUGCGGUAUGCGAGGCACUAAUAUCGAGUCUCGAUUGUCAUUAUCACUGUGAGAUAUGUCAGAUGGAGGUCGGCGGAUCAUGGAAAAUAUGCGUUGAUUGCAGCGCUCGCGGCGCGCACUGCCCGGAUCCUGCCCAUCAGCUUGUUCGCCUAGAGGCAGAUCCUAAUCCUUACUGGAUGGAUCUCUGGGCAUAG
Messenger RNA from Aspergillus calidoustus, 2022 nucleotides. NCBI's taxonomy places the organism in Eukaryota, Fungi, Ascomycota, Eurotiomycetes, Eurotiales, Aspergillaceae. The record is from the annotation of a GenBank genome assembly.